CAAGGAAUCGAGGGCGCAAAGUGUAAUUAUUUUCAAAUCAAGGGGGGUGUUUGUAAAGUUCACCCAAUCUCUUUUUAAAAUCGAACUACUACUACGGAGUACUAGCGGAGAGAACUGACGAACAGAGUUACUUCUCUCUCUCUUCGUCUCACCGCCGCUCUCUCGCCCGCCGUCUCAAAUCGGACUAAGGUCGAGCAGAGGCGAUUCCCGUACACACAGAAAUGGUGUGCAAGUUUUGGAUCUUCAAUUGGAAACAACAAUAUGCUUAUCUCUUACUGCAAUUUUUUCUUAGAGGAGGAGACAGUGGAACACUGUGUCAUCGUUUUUACCAGCUGAGUUUUUUGAGUAAAAAGGAGUGCGUCACCGCAGUCUCUUUGUAGAGAGGAAAACCGAGAGAGAAUGCUUCACCUGAGCCAUCCUCCAACUACAGCAACAGUUUCCAGCCACCAUAUCGAUUGCGCCUUAGGUUCAGCUCUCAGUACACACCGAAGCUUCGUGGUAGGGUUUCCCAUGGCGAACAACUUCCCCACCGCUUCGUCUUCCUCUUCUACAGCACUGAAGCAGCACACCACCUGUGGAGCAUCCCCCGAAUCUUGCAAUACUUCUCACAGGAAGAAUGAUUUACCCAUACAUGGGGUGUCAGAGACCAUUGUCGGUGUGUUGGGAGGAGGGCAACUGGGUCGGAUGCUAUGUCAAGCCGCAUCCCAAAUGGCAAUUAAGGUGAUUGUUUUGGACCCAAUGGAGAACUGCCCAACAGGUGCAUUGUCAGAUUGUCAUGUGGUGGGGAGCUAUGAUGAUAGUGUGACAGUUGAAGAGUUUGCAAAAAGGUGUUCAGUUUUGACCGUUGAAAUUGAGCAUGUUAACGUAGCAACACUAGAGAAGCUUGAACAACGAGGGCUAGAUGUCCAACCUAAAGCCUCUACGAUCCGAAUUAUACAGGAUAAAUAUCUCCAAAAGGUUCAUUUUUCUCGCCAUGGCAUCCCACUUCCUAAGUUUAUGAAGAUAGAUGAUCCUGAAAGUGCCAAGAAGGCUGGUGACCUGUUUGGGUAUCCUUUAAUGAUAAAGAGCAAAAGGCUUGCUUAUGAUGGGCGGGGAAAUGCUGUUGCUAAGAGGGAAGAGGAGAUCUCUUCUGCAGUACAAACCCUUGGAGGAUAUGAUCAUGGGUUAUAUGUUGAGCAAUGGGCCCCAUUUGUGAAGGAGCUAGCUGUGAUUGUAGCUAGAGGGCGUGAUGAAUCUAUCCUAUGUUAUCCUGUUGUUGAAACCAUUCACAGGGAAAACAUUUGUCACAUUGUUAAGGCACCUGCAAAUGUGCCAUUGAAGAUCAGGAAACUUGCUACUGAUGUUGCCUAUAAAGCAGUUAGUUCCUUAGAGGGUGCUGGAGUAUUUGCAGUGGAGUUGUUCUUGACAGAGGAUGGUCAGAUUUUGCUAAAUGAAGUAGCUCCUAGACCUCACAAUAGUGGCCAUCACACAAUUGAAUCAUGCUUCACUUCACAAUAUGAGCAGCAUUUGCGGGCGAUUCUUGGUCUUCAACUAGGUGAUCCAUCAAUGAAAACUCAAGCUGCUAUUAUGUACAACAUACUGGGUGAAGACGAGGGAGAACCAGGUUUUCUUCUGGCUCAUCAACUUAUUGGAAGGGCAUUAGGUAUUUCAGGGGCAACUGUUCAUUGGUAUACUAAGCCAGAAAUGAGAAAGCAACGAAAGAUGGGUCACAUCACGAUAGUUGGCCCCUCUAUGGCCAUUGUGGAAACACGACUCAAGUUCAUGCUUAACGAAGAAUUAUUAAAUGGGGAUACCGCAGUCACGCCACGUGUUGGGAUCAUUAUGGGUUCUGAUUCAGAUCUUCCCGUCAUGAAGGAUGCAGCAAGGAUAUUGAAUAUGUUUGACAUUCCUUAUGAGGUGAGAAUAGUCUCAGCACACCGGACUCCUGAUAUUAUGUUUUCUUAUGCGUCAUCUGCUGGGGAGCGAGGGAUUCAGGUUAUCAUUGCUGGUGCUGGAGGUGCUGCCCACUUGCCAGGCAUGGUCGCUGCACUAACACCCUUGCCUGUUAUUGGUGUUCCUGUACGCGCCUCAUCACUGGAUGGACUUGAUUCUCUCUUGUCAAUUGUGCAGAUGCCAAGGGGAGUUCCUGUUGCAACAGUGGCAAUAAACAAUGCCACCAAUGCAGGUUUGUUGGCAGUAAGGAUGUUGGGGGUUGGUGAUGCUGAUCUGCAAGCAAGAAUGUCCCAAUACCUUGAAGACACUAAAAAUGAUGUCCUUGCGAAAGCAAAGAAGCUAGAAAAAGAUGGUUGGGAAACAUACUUAAAUUCUUAGCCUCCCCCCAAAAGCAUCUGGUUUAUUUUAGCCUCUUUUCACGGGUUUCUUGGUGCUCUUGGUGCGAGUUUGGAGGGAAUCCCGCCAUAUAUUGCUUCAGUCUUCUCAACAAGAGAUUGAGAAAGAUACCAGAGCUGUUGAGAGGGUUCUACCAAACACGGUAAUGUUCAUCAAAAGGAGGGAUCAUAAUCAGUACCCUCAUCUUAAAUAGCUUUAGGCCAGUGUUAAGGGUUGCAGACUGGAGAAACGGCUAUGGGGAUCAUCGGAAAGUGGAGUCCUGAAACUUUGUCAAACCGAAUGCUGAGAAACACUUCAUCGGAAAAUGGAGUUUGUUAUUGCAAAUAACUUCAUCAAUUGGAAGGCGUGUUUUUUUCUUGGUCGAGUGUACAUUUCUUUUAUCAUUUUGUUUCGAUUCGGUUUACGAAUACUGUGAUGGUUGGAUGACUUGUUUUAAAUUUGUAGCGACGAUAACACAAACAUCACAGAUGGUUUGUAGCUGAUUUAACUCAACUUUGUCUUGAAUCGGGCUUCCAUCUCCUUUGGUACGUCA
Messenger RNA from Rhododendron vialii, 2860 nucleotides. Its product is annotated as phosphoribosylaminoimidazole carboxylase, chloroplastic-like. The record is from RefSeq and is a predicted model, not a curated record. NCBI's taxonomy places the organism in Eukaryota, Viridiplantae, Streptophyta, Magnoliopsida, Ericales, Ericaceae. Bases 400 to 2310 code for a protein of 636 amino acids. Gene Ontology annotation, cellular component: chloroplast. Gene Ontology annotation, biological process: 'de novo' IMP biosynthetic process. Gene Ontology annotation, molecular function: ATP binding; metal ion binding; phosphoribosylaminoimidazole carboxylase activity. The transcript is spliced from 18 exons.